Syngnathus typhle (broad-nosed pipefish) is the source of this 3609-nucleotide messenger RNA. RefSeq names its product serine/threonine-protein kinase WNK4-like. The transcript has 23 exons. NCBI's taxonomy places the organism in Eukaryota, Metazoa, Chordata, Actinopteri, Syngnathiformes, Syngnathidae. Gene Ontology annotation, biological process: positive regulation of sodium ion transmembrane transporter activity; renal sodium ion absorption; monoatomic ion homeostasis. Gene Ontology annotation, cellular component: cytoplasm; cytosol. Gene Ontology annotation, molecular function: protein serine/threonine kinase activity; ATP binding; chloride channel inhibitor activity. Bases 167 to 3412 code for a protein of 1081 amino acids. The record is from RefSeq and is a predicted model, not a curated record.
UUGAUCUUCAUCUCUUUCUCGUCACUUCCGACACAUCCCAUCAUCUUCAUUUGCUUUUUCUUUCGUCAGCUUCACUGCUCUUCGUUUCUUCUUCUUGUGUUGAGCUUCAUCCUCUAAAAAGACUGCAGCCAUCCCACAAAAUGAACUUUUGAAAGUUCAGGACAUCAUGGAGGACAUCAGCAAAACAUCUGAGGACCGAGACGCGGAGUCUGCUCUUCCCGAGACCCUCGCCGAGAGCCGGUCCACUGGCACCCAAUCGGAGACAUUGUCCAGUCAGGACAGCACCUCAGAUUCGGGUGAGGUGGCGGCAGUGGGGCCGGUGUUGACGUCGGACGGGGAUGAGGCGGCCACCAAGGCCGUGGCGUCCUCACCCGACGGACGCUUCCUCAAAUUUGACGUGGUUAUUGGACAAGGAUCCUUCAAGAACGUCUACAAGGGCCUUGACACAGAGACCACCGUCGAGGUGGCCUGGUGCGAGCUUCAGACUCAGCGGCUGACACGUAGUGAGCGCCAACGUUUCGAGGAGGAGGUGGAGAUGCUGAAGACACUCCAGCACCCCAACAUCGUUCGUUUCUUCGACUCGUGGAAAUCGGUGCUGAAUGGUCGCAAGUGCACCGUGCUGGUGACCGAGCUCAUGACCUCUGGGACCCUCAAGACGUACAUCCGCCGAUUCCGUCCGAUGAAGCUGAAACUACUUCAACGUUGGAGCUUCCAGAUCCUGAAAGGUCUUCACUUCCUGCACUCACGCAAUCCACCCAUCCUCCAUCGCGACCUCAAGUGUGACAACGUCUUCAUCACGGGGCCAUCAGCCUCCGUCAAGAUCGGGGACCUCGGCCUCGCCACCCUCAAGAAGGCCUCUUUCGCCAAGAGCGUCAUCGGAACCCCGGAGUUCAUGGCUCCUGAGAUGUAUGAAGAGAAGUACGACGAGGCGGUGGACGUAUACGCCUUCGGGAUGUGCAUCCUGGAGAUGGCCACGUCUGAGUACCCGUACUCCGAGUGCCAAAACGCAGCUCAGAUUUACCGCAAGGUUACCAACGGAAUCAAACCUGACAGUUUCUCCAAGGUCACAGUUCCUGAGCUGAAGGACAUCAUCGAGGGAUGCAUCCACACCAACAGCAGCGAGAGGUUCACAGUUCAGGACCUUCUGGACCAGCGCUUUUUCCAGGCUGAACUGGGCUUUCACGUGGAUUUGGCCGAGGAGGAUGACGGCACCAAGUCGGCGCUCAUGCUGUGGCUGAGGAUGGACGGGACCAAGAAGCUUCACGGCAAGUACAAGGACAACAACGCCAUCGAGUUCCUCUUUGAGAUCAACAACGACGUCCCUGAGGUGGUGGCACAGGAGAUGGUGGUGCUGGGCUUCGUGUCCGAGGUCGACUAUAAGCUGGUGGCGAUGGCCAUCCGAGACGGCGUGACAGCCAUCAAGCGGCAGCGCGCUAAACGCCGCCAAUUGGCCAAAGAAGCCGCCGCCCAGGAGAGUGAACGCCCCCUGCCCACGCCGCUCCAGGCGGCCAAUCAGCAAAGAGAAAACUCUGAAGUUCCUGCCACAACCAGGCAACAAGCCCCACCUAAUGCCGGGACAUCAUCUGCCAGCAGCCACGUGCAUUCUGCGAGCAACAAGAUGGCUGCCGCAGGGAACCGCGUAACGGACAGCGCUCCGCAAGCUCCACCCCCUCCUGUUGCUUCUCAUUCUCAGCAAAGUGCUUAUACCCCGCCCCCUAGGACCCGGAUGUCAAAGCCUCCGCCCUUUCCUGUUCUGCGUUACCCCAGGAGCAUCGCUGUGUCACAACAUGAGCCCACGAAAUCGCAACACGGGUUCUCCUCACCUGCCGACAGCUGUGCGUCUGACGUAACAUCGGGUUUGAGUGAUGGCAACGACGGCCAAUCAGACAAGAGCUACGAGGAAGGGACCGAGCGACACCCCGACAGGAAGUUGAGGAGGAAGAUGAGGGCUCAGCUCAGGCUCACGGGGGUGUCCAACAUGGCCGACCGCGUGGUGGAGUGUCAGCUGAGGACUCACGACAGCAAAAUGGUGACCUUCAAGUUUGACCUUGAUGGUGACAACCCAGAAGACAUUGCAGCCGUGAUGUUGCACAGAGAUUUCAUCCUGGCGAGUGAGCGAACAGGAUUCAUCCUGCGCAUGUAUGACAUCAUCAGCAGGGCGGAGUCUAUUGUGAUGCAACAAAAGCAGACAAAGAUGGCAGCAGAGCGCUCAUCUAGGACAUCGUCCAGCGCCUCGCGCAACAACUUGGCUGAGCUGUCAGCCUUCGAGAAUGUGGCGCCUGAGGCCCCGCCCCUCACCACACUGUCCCACAAUUCUUCAGCCCCCUUGUCCCCCCACACGGAUGCCCCGUCCUCUCCUCAGUAUCCCCCCUUACCUCAGGCAUACCCUACCUACAACACCCUCACUGGCGCCCCCCCUCAGUGGCCGCCCCCUGACCAGCCCCUCUUCUCUCUGGCCCACAUGAUGUCAUUGGCCAUGAGCAUGGCCCGGUCCCUCCUGCCCCCCUCUCAGAGCUACCAGCCCCCAGCCCCACCGUCCUUCAUGCCGAUCCUUGGCGCCUUCUCGCCUCCUACGUCGCCGUCUUUAAGCCAGGCCGCCUUCCGAGGACCUCCGCCUGCCGGGACGGCCGCCGCUCAUCCGGGGCAGCCGGUGGCGUCGGUCAGCUGGAGCCCCACAGAGCUCAGGUACCCCUUAACCCCGCCCCCUCACGGUUCAGCCCCAGCCCCGCCCCCUUCCAAACAGGCCCUGCCUCCUCAUCACACGCAAGCACCUUCCGCUGUCAUGCCGUCACGCAGACCGCCAGCCACAUGUGACGCAUUGACUCCACCCACUCGAAACGUGGGUCGUUUCCAAGUGACGAACUCGGAACCCCAGACAGUAAAAGCACGCUCGCCGCCCCCUUCUCAGAUAAGCCCGUCAGAGAGCUCCGAGAGCGUCUCCGAAGAUGACAGCCAAUCAGAAAGCAAUUGCUAUGAUGAUGUGGGAGGUGGGUCGGAGGAGAGAAGGAGGGUUAGGGGCGUGCGCAAGACGACCGGCGGAUCGUGGGAGGGACCGUCCUCCGGGCAAUCGCGGCGCCGCUCUUACAACACAUCUGACGAAUCCGACAAUGACGACGACACGUGGGAGGAGCUUAAGGAGAUUCGGGAAAGACACCUGCUUGAGGUACGUCGUCUGCAGGCCAAUCAGAGGCGAGAGAUGGAUGAGCUGUGUCAAAUGAUUGGAAAAGCCCCGCCUCCCGGCGCCGUGGCGCCGGCCGCCAUGUUGAACCAACGACGCCUGCAUAGGCCUGAUGUGCUGCCCCCCACAGGUAUCAUGAGAAAGCGUUCUCUGGAAAGGCCUCCCAGAGUGUCAUUUGUGCCCGGACACACAUACGUGCCUGACAGCAACCUGAGUGUUGAAGAAGAAACGUGACGAUAAUCAUCACUGCUUCUUCUAUGAGCACUCGCGGCUGUUCAAAAUUAGCUAAGCACGCUAACAAGGCUAGCCCCGCUAUUGAUGCUAACCCAUUGUAUGAAGCUAGCUGCAGGACACUAGCAACCACUCUCAACAGUGUUUUGAAUCACGCUUUUUGUCAUUUAAUCUUCAGCUAAUAAAGUUGAUUCAACUCA